This is a messenger RNA of Grammomys surdaster, 900 nucleotides long. It is a transcript of the gene Sypl2, whose product is annotated as synaptophysin like 2. The record is from RefSeq and is a predicted model, not a curated record. Bases 1 to 795 code for a protein of 264 amino acids. The transcript has 6 exons. Gene Ontology annotation, cellular component: synaptic vesicle membrane; synaptic vesicle. Lineage: Eukaryota; Metazoa; Chordata; Mammalia; Rodentia; Muridae.
AUGUCCUCGACGGAGAGCCCCGGUCGCACCUCGGACAAGUCUCCGCGCCCGCAGGUGGACCGCCUGCUCCUGGGGCUGCGCUGGCAGCGCCUGGAGGAGCCGUUGGGCUUCAUCAAAGUUCUCCAGUGGCUCUUUGCUAUUUUCGCCUUCGGGUCCUGCGGCUCUUACAGCGGGGAGACGGGAGCCUUGGUUCGCUGCAACAACGAAGCCAAGGAUGUGAGCUCCAUCAUUGUUUUGUUCGGCUAUCCCUUCAGGCUGUACCGGGUCCAGUAUGAGAUGCCUCUCUGUGAUGAAGACUCCACCUCCAAAACCAUGAACCUCAUGGGAGACUUCUCCACUCCUGCCGAGUUCUUUGUGACCCUUGGCAUCUUUUCCUUCUUCUAUACAAUGGCUGCCCUGGUCAUCUACCUGCGCUUCCACAAACUCUACACGGAGAACAAACGCUUCCCAUUGGUGGAUUUCUGUGUGACUGUCUCUUUCACCUUCUUUUGGCUGGUUGCUGCCGCUGCCUGGGGCAAGGGCUUGACUGAUGUCAAAGGGGCCACGCGGCCAUCCAGCCUGACUGCAGCCAUGUCUGUGUGCCAUGGAGAGGAGGCAGUGUGCAGUGCCGGGGCCACGCCCUCUAUGGGGCUGGCUAACAUCUCUGUGCUCUUUGGCUUUAUCAACUUCUUCCUGUGGGCUGGAAACUGUUGGUUUGUGUUCAAAGAGACCCCGUGGCAUGGACAAGGCCAGGACCAGGGCCAGGGCCCCAGCCAGGAGAGUGCAGCAGAACAGGGAGCAGUGGAGAAGCAGUGAGCAGCCUUCGUCUGCCUGCUCCGAACUGGACAGCACCUUUCAUCUCCUCCUGCUUCCACAGGACCUUCCUCCUCCUCCUCCUCCUCCUCCUCCUCCUCCUCCUCC